UGGCAUCAUCAUGCUUAUGGGCAUCCUCAAAUGGUAUAAAAGGGACUUUGCAGUGAUUGUGGAACCACCCCCACCAAAUCCCUCACUUCUAAAGCCUUGUGCUCUGCUCUCCCUGUCCAAAGACACUCAUGGCGUUUACCAAUUGUACCAAACAAAAGAAAAGCAUUGAAGAAUUGUACGAAGCUUUGAAGGAAGAAAACGAGUAUGUGGCCCGAGUAUGCGCUAAUAAGCCUCCUGAAGACCCAUUUCAGGUAAUUGAUGCUCCUUACAACAACACAUUCUUGCAUAUGGCCAUUCGCUUCAAACAAAAGGAUCUGGUAAACGAGGUACUGGGAACGUUGCCUGGACAAGGCAACCAUCAACCUUCCAAGAUAAAAAACAACGGAGGCAACACUAUACUCCACGAAGUAGCCUGCUGCGAUUCUAUGAAAGAUGUGGCAAAGGAAGUGUUGAAGAAAUAUGCGAAGGAAGAUCGAGACUUGCUAAUUGCGCGUAACAACUCAGGAGAGACGCCUAUUUUUUGUGCAGCCCGCUACGGCCAAACUGAAAUGUUUGAGUUUCUGGCUGAGGAAAUGAAACAAAAGGAACAACAUGGUCAACAACAUUUGCAGAGGGAUGAUAAAACGACAGUUCUUCAUAUUUCCAUCACCACUGAGUUUUUUGAAUUGGCCUAUUUCAUUGCGGACAACUACAAAUGUUUAAUUGAAGUAAAGGAUCAGGAUUCAAUGACCGCUCUUCAAUAUCUCGCAUGCAAUCCGACUGCAUUUGAAAGAAAGGGAAUGAAAAAGAGACAAGGAGUUAUGGAAGAACUCAUGAUCCAACUAGAUGUGCCACAUGGCAUCAGGGAGACAUUCAAUAAGUUUAUUUGCAAACAUAAUAACAAGAAAAGUGAUCCCUCCAAUUGUAUCAACCUGACAAGUGAUGGAAGAUGCCCUCCAGUACUUCAAAGACUCAUCAGGCUUUUGGUAGAGAAAACUCCAUCGCAUAUUAGUAUUAAUUCUCAAGCAGUUGGUCCAAGUAAGACUAAGAAGGAGUCGGAAAUACAAGAACAAUCCUCUGAAUUGGCCCAAACAGAGGACGGGCAAGAGUCCCAAACAAAGGAUGGACAACAAUCCUCUAAAUUGCCCCAAAUAGAGGAUGGGCAAGAGUCCCAAACAAAGGAUGGACAACAGUCCCAAAAAAAGGAAGAACAAAACUCCCAAGAAAAUAAAGGGCAAAACUCUAACAAGUACAAGAAGAGCGAUGAAACUCCAUUAUUUUUGGCAACAAUAUCAAACAUUGAAGAGAUUGUUAAAGAAAUACUUAUUUUUCAUCCUCAGAUGCUUGAACAUACAAAUAAGGAGGGAAUGAACAUAUUACAAGUAGCAAUCCUUUACCGCCAUAAUAAAAUUUUUGAUCUGCUGGUAAAGUCUACAAUGCUUCCAAGAAGUCUAUUAUCAGCUACAGAUAAUGAAGGGAACUCCUUACUACAUAUGUUUGGCCAAAAAAGAAAAAGUCAAGCCAAUGAAUGGACGCAAAAUCCGGCAUUCCAACUACGAAAAGAGUUGUUGUUCUUUCAGGAAGUGAAGCAAAACUGUAAGAUGCAUUUGACCAAGCCUCUCAACAAGGAUCACCAGACUGCUGAAGAAUUAUUUGCUGCUUCUAAUGAGACACUCCAUCGAGAAGCCAAGGAUUGGCUAAUGCGCGCCACCGAGAAUUCCACCAUUCUUUCUGUUUUCAUAGCCACUGUUGCCUUUGCGGCAGCCUACACCGUACCAGGAGGUCCUGAUCAAACCACCGGUAUUCCAAUCCUUCACUUUAAACCCUUCUUUGUGGUCUUCAUUUUAGCUGAUGUGAUCUCCCUCACUUCGGCUUUGACAUCUGUGGGUAUAUUUCUCUCCAUCCUUACAUCCUCAUUUCCACUACAACACUUCAAGACAUACCUUUUUAAGAAGCUGACGCUGGGAAUUAAACUUAUGGUCCUCUCAGUCUCAAUGAUGGCGGUGGCAUUUGGAGCCACUAUAGUUCUGAUCAUGACACGUAAUCAGGAAAGUGUUGUUUGGCAUGUGGUUGCAUUUCUUCCUGUCCCCAUUUUCUUUCUCUCAUAUUCACCUCUACGUUCAGCAGUCCUGGUACCUUGCAGUGAAUGGCUCAAAUUAAUUGCAAAGAAUCGUUGCACAGAAUCUCUGAAAAACUUUGUUUCAGAUAUCCUCAUAUUGGUUUGCUGUAUGGUUGUAAUAUUCCUUUUAGUCCUCCUUUACCUUCUCCCCAUAGGUUGUACGUUUAUUAUAUGUAAACCUGUUUGUUGGAUUUGUGGGAACAAAUCCCAGCCCAAAUCCGAGACCGAUUCUCCUCAGCCAACUGCAGCUCCUCCUGAAGUUUGAAAGAAGAAAGAGAAUCUCGUUUCAGAACUCUUUUCAGAGCACAUGCAUGUAUGAAUAAUUACGUAUCACCAGAAUUGUCCUUUUCUUUUCUAUUUCCAAGUAGUAAUAGAACAAGUGCGUGUAAAGUUGAUUUUAGAGAUUCUGUGUAGUACUAGUUGAUGACCCAUUAUGAUGCAUGUAUGUUUUAAAUUUUAAUUUUAGAGAUUCUAUUUAACUACAUAAUUUUAUUACACUUUU
This is a messenger RNA of Vitis riparia (riverbank grape), 2600 nucleotides long. RefSeq lists its product as uncharacterized. Gene Ontology annotation, molecular function: protein binding. Bases 129 to 2363 code for a protein of 744 amino acids. Lineage: Eukaryota; Viridiplantae; Streptophyta; Magnoliopsida; Vitales; Vitaceae. The record is from RefSeq and is a predicted model, not a curated record. The transcript has 5 exons.